UGAGGACUCGAACACGAAAGUCGUGCAAGGGUCGGUUGCGCGGUGAAUACGAACGGUGGUCAAAUCGUCGGUCAUUCGUAUCCGAGACGUACCCGUCCAUCCAUCCAUCCAUCCAUCCAUCCAUCCAUCCAACCGUCCGUCCGUCCGUCCAUUCGUCCGUCGGUCGGUCAGUCAAUAAUUGAGUAAAUCGACGAUUUGUGAUCCUGGUCGAUUCUUUUUUUUUAUUUAUUUAUUUUUUUUAUGCAUAUCGAUCGAAGGUGGAACGUUGGCCGGUUCUUUGUUCGCGUAAUGUGUACGGUUGUGUGAAAUUGACCACAUGCGCGAUUCUCCAUCAGCAAAUAUUAAAUAUACCAUAAAAAUUUUAAGGCCUAUUUUUCACCGAGAGCUAGCGGAAUAAAAACAAGGCUCUUGCCGUUUUACUUGACGGCAAAUUAACCGGAAGAGCCUGUGAUCAAAACUCAAUCAUGCUAAUAACUGACAAUACGGCGACAGGAGGCGGUGGUAUGAUGGUGAAUUCUAAUUCGGUGAACUCGAUGAACAGCGCGGAAGGAAAUAUGGACGGAACGAUGACUCCGAACCCCGUUAUGGCUACUCCGGGGAUAAAUAACGUCGCUUGGAACAGGCAGCAAGCCGUGAGCGUGCGACAUGCCUUCAAGAACUACGGAAGCAGCAAAAAUCCGAAUCAAGUGUUGCAGAACCUCAACAUGACAGUGGCCAAAGGUUCGAUAUAUGGACUCCUCGGCGCCAGUGGUUGCGGGAAAACGACGCUUCUGUCCUGCAUCGUUGGUCGACGGAGGUUGAAUUCUGGAGAAAUCUGGGUCCUGGGUGGAAAACCGGGUACCAAAGGUUCCGGAGUGCCGGGUAAGCGCGUCGGCUACAUGCCCCAGGAAAUCGCCCUCUACGGAGAGUUCACCAUAAGAGAAACGAUGAUGUACUUCGGGUGGAUAUUCGGCAUGUGCACAGCCGAGAUCGUCGAGAGGCUCAGAUUUUUGCUCAAUUUCUUGGAUCUGCCCUCGCAAAAUCGACUCGUCAAAAAUCUCAGCGGUGGUCAGCAGAGGCGAGUAUCUUUUGCCGUGGCGUUGAUGCACGACCCGGAACUCCUAAUUCUGGACGAACCUACGGUGGGAGUCGACCCGCUCCUCAGACAAAGUAUCUGGAAUCACUUGGUACAAAUCACCAAAGAUGGGAACAAAACUGUCAUCAUUACCACACACUACAUCGAAGAGGCUCGACAGGCUCACAUGAUCGGUCUGAUGAGGAGUGGAAGGUUAUUGGCCGAAGAAUCACCGAGGGCACUUCUCACCAUGUACAAUUGUGCCUCCCUUGAAGACGUGUUCCUCAAAUUGUCCAGAAAACAAGGACAAUCCACCCAACCCACGACAGAAUUAAACAUAUCCAACAACAUCAGCUUGGCCUCCUUGAACUGGGGGAAAAAAGAUGAACCAGUUUACGUGACUCAAGAGUCUGGAGUCGUUGGGCUCAACUUCCACCAGAGCAAAGAGGUCCUCAUACACGAUACGACAAACGGCGUUGGCAGUCAUUACGACUUGAACGGAAAACCGCUUCCUGGAGCGAAAGGUGAUACUUCGGUAGAAUGCGAUGAUUGCGGGGACUUUACCGACUGCUACAAGAUCACCAGCAUUGGAAAGAUACGAGCCCUUUUGCAAAAAAACUUCCUCCGGAUGUGGAGAAACGUUGGAGUUAUGCUCUUCAUAUUCGCCCUGCCGGUAAUGCAGGUGAUCCUAUUCUGUCUUGCUAUUGGAAGGGAUCCAACGGGACUGAAGAUCGCAAUCGUUAAUCACGAGAUGACCUGGGGAAACUUGAGCUGUCCAAUUGAGAAAAAUUGCAGUUUUACGAAUCUAAGUUGUCGAUAUUUAAAAUUUCUCGACAACGAAACGAUGGUCAAAGAGUAUUAUCCAGACCCAACUUCCGCAAAGGACGCUGUUCGUGCCGGCGAAGCUUGGGGGGCUCUCUACUUCACAGAGAACUUCACAGACGCUUUGGUAGCACGAAUGGUUCUCGGCCGUGAUGCUGACGACGAAACGCUGGACCAAAGUGAAAUCAGAGUGUGGUUGGACAUGUCGAACCAACAGAUCGGCCUAAUGUUAGCCAGGAACCUGCAAUACACGUACAGGGACUUUGCGAAGGACCUUCUCUCGAAUUGUGAUCAGAAUACCAAAUUGGCUGACGUUCCGAUACAAUUCAAGGACCCCAUUUAUGGCUCGAACGAACCCAGUUUUACGGACUUUGUGGCGCCUGGUGUCAUUUUAACAAUCGUAUUUUUCUUGGCUGUGGCUCUGACCUCGUCCGCCCUGAUCAUCGAGAGGAUGGAGGGUCUUCUGGAUCGAAGUUGGGUCGCCGGCGUUUCACCCGGGGAAAUUUUAUUCUCUCACGUCGUUACGCAGUUCGUCGUUAUGUGCGGCCAGACCGCUCUCGUCCUUAUUUUCAUGAUCCUAGUCUUCGGGGUUGAGUGCAAGGGUGAAAUCGGCUGGGUGAUCAUACUCACGAUUCUUCAGGGACUCUGCGGAAUGUGUUUCGGUUUUGUAAUUUCUGCAAUUUGCGAACUCGAAAGAAAUGCCAUUCAAUUGGCGCUUGGCAGUUUUUACCCAACGCUUUUACUCAGUGGUGUAAUUUGGCCAAUCGAAGGAAUGCCAACAGUUCUGCGAUACAUUUCGCAAGGCUUGCCACUAACGAUGGCAACCACGUCGCUUAGAUCGAUGCUAACACGUGGAUGGAGUGUCACGGAGCCUGACGUUUACAACGGUUUCAUCUCAACAAUAAUCUGGAUCGUUGUUUUCCUCACGAUAAGCAUGCUUGUGCUAAAAUUCAAACGGGGAUAAGGAUAACGUUAAAAGGUGGAAUCAAUCCUGGGAAUUGUUACUGUCUGUGAGUGUGUGUGUGUACAGUAAAUUUUAAGAAUUAAGAAAAGAGACUAUAUGCACUUUAAAUUCUCUCUCUCUCUCUCUCUCUCUCUCUCUCUCUCUCUCUCUCUCUCUCUCUCUCUCUCUCUCUCUCUCUCUAUCUGUCUUUUGACUCGUUACGUUGUCGUCGUUUCAGCGGUAUGGAUAUGCCCGAAAGCUCGUUGAAUGAACCAUGGAUACGUAUUGUAUUUAUAAGCAAACAGCAUCAUCAGCUCGCAAAUAUUUAGGGCCCACUUUCAACGAUUAUCUGGCUUGCUUGUGAUAAGUUAAUUUUUUCCACAAUAUCAAGGAAUGGUGGUAGUUUGAUAAUCGUUCUCUCUCUGCCUUUUAUUCAGCUUUCUGAAUUCCAAUGUAGUUCGAAAUUCCUUUCCCUUUUUUUAAAAACCUGUAUCGUAAACGCUGAGGGUCAAAGUGAGUGUACUUUGCACUUUCUUGUCUCGUGUUUAACUGACUCUGAAAUUGUGAUGAUAUAACAGAUUAGGGAAUCUUCGAGAGUUUCGCUGAAUCCCGAGACCCUGUAUGAGACCCCCUGUGUAUGUUAGUUGAAAUACGACGACGAAGACGACGACGAAACUGUUUGCCGUUCUUAGCUUAAAGUUAAGGAUACGCAAAGUUGCUCAAUUAUAAAAACUUCCGCGCUUUGUAGUUGGACAACUGUUGAUUAUUGAUUUUUUUUUUUUUUUCUGCUUUCGCUUCAUAUGACCCACAUUCUUCUUUCGUACCUAUCUUUUGCUAUUACAACGACAUUCAUAUACGUGAUUAAUAAUAAAUGCGACGAUGAAUGAUCAAUAUAAUUAUGGAUAUACCGGGUGACUCGGGUUUAUACGAUUUAUUGUUAACACUGCAGUUUUAUCAAAGAAAUGUAUAAAGCGAUAUUGGAGCAACAGUUAUUCAUGUGACUGUGUAAGCUUGUUAACUCUUUCUAUAAUCUUCUUUCCGUAACCCAUGUAGCAUAAAAAUAAAUUUUUAGAACGAUACGUAUUUAUCGCGUAGCUCGUUCGUAAUCAUUACAUUUAUUUGUAUAUAGAUAUACAAGAAUUAUUAUACGAAUAAUUUAACUAGCAAAUUUUUUAUUUUAUUUUUUCCUUCGCCACCGUUAUUCUUAUUACUUUUACUACAAAUUUGUUGUCCAUUUUUUUUUUUUAUACUUGAGUGUAUAAUUGAAUGGUAAAAUCAAAGAGACGUGCAAUCGAGUAAAUAUGUCAUUUUACAAUAACCAAAUUUUUUUACAUGUGUUCAACUUGGAUGAUCUGUUCGAUAAUUUUCCCUAAACUUUAUUCCGUUGUUUUUUUGUUUUUUUUUUUUUGUUCUCUUUUCAGUAAAAUAUAUCGCGGGAAAGAUUGUAAUUAGUAUUUUAUAAGUUUUUAGAAUUUAAUUAAAAGAUAAGCUUAAUAAGAUGAUUAUACUUGCCCAUGACUUAAGCAUGUACUUCUAUUUAACAUAUAAUUAGAAUACUCUCUGCAGGCGUGCAUUUCAUAAUUAUUGUUAGCACAUUCAACUGACAAUAAUUCGUAUUUUAUUAUCAUAUUAUUAUACUUAUUAUUGACUCGUAAGAGUGGCUUUCCUCGCUUCGAAUACCGUUGCGUUGAAAUUGAACAAUUUUGAUACUUUGACUUUUGACGAUACAUGAGAUACGGGCGAAUUGAACCGAAAUUUAUCGUAGAUAAUCGUGCGAUUGAUUGAUCUCUGUAAUACGCAGACAUUUUAACCGACUACAUUGUCUACCCGAACAUAACGGAGUAUUUUUCCGACUGCUCAAUCACAAAUACAUCUAUAUAAAUAAUAAGCCAAUGAACACGAAGUUAUUUCAGAUUCAUCUUUUAUGAAACUGCAAAAGAAUUCUUACGAUUCUGACGUGACAAACGGAGUAUUAAAAAAUAGAGCAAUAAUAAGGACAAUAAAAUAUGAAUAUAUAUUCGAUAGACGAGCAGUACGAUCCAAGAUGCAAUGUGAUCAGAGAUAAUAAUUCGGUUUAAAAGGACCUACAUGAUAUACGAUGCGUGAGAUUUAACCCAAUACGAUUGUAUAAUAAGUAAUUCAUUAUGAAUAUACAUAUAAUAAAUGUAAUAUUAUUAGUUUAUAUUUGUUACGAAAUGUACGCAUACGUAUAAUUAGCGGGAGCAACACAAAAAAAAAAAUCGGUCUCUCGAAAUAAAGAUAAAAAAAUAUUUA
This is a messenger RNA of Neodiprion virginianus, 5093 nucleotides long. RefSeq names its product ABC transporter G family member 23 (gene snu). The transcript has 15 exons. Gene Ontology annotation, molecular function: ABC-type transporter activity; ATP binding; ATP hydrolysis activity. The record is from RefSeq and is a predicted model, not a curated record. Bases 465 to 2840 code for a protein of 791 amino acids. Gene Ontology annotation, cellular component: membrane. Lineage: Eukaryota; Metazoa; Arthropoda; Insecta; Hymenoptera; Diprionidae.